Macrosiphum euphorbiae (potato aphid) is the source of this 489-nucleotide messenger RNA. The record is from the annotation of a GenBank genome assembly. Lineage: Eukaryota; Metazoa; Arthropoda; Insecta; Hemiptera; Aphididae.
AUGUUCGCUCUUAAAGUGGCGUGUCUGUGCUUGUCGGUCACCGUCGUUUUCGGUGAAAACAAUCAACAAAACGGUCCAAGUGAUCGGUCGGCCACUAUAUUCCAGAGUUGCAUAGCGGAAACAAAAUUGUCCGGCGACGCACUCAAAGGAUUCCGGUCGAUGAGUAUACCAAAAACACAAGCCGAAAAAUGUAUGAUGGGUUGUCUGAUGAGAAAAGUUAACGUGAUUAACAAGGGCAAGUUUUCGGUCGAAGAGGCGACCAAGGUUGCACAGAAAUACUACGGGACCAACGAAGUGAUGAUGAAAAAGGCAAAAGACCUCAUCGACGUUUGCGCAAAGAAAGCUCAAUCGACGACUGAAGAGUGUGCGUUGGCCGGAAUUGUGACAACUUGUAUCGUGGAGGAAGCUCAAAAAGCUGGCUUAUCCGGUGGACCUGGCAGCCGCUCCAGACGAACCGUCUCACCGAAAUUCAGACGCGACGCCAUGUAA